Molecule: messenger RNA, 2404 nt
Organism: Microtus ochrogaster (prairie vole)
Lineage: Eukaryota; Metazoa; Chordata; Mammalia; Rodentia; Cricetidae
Gene: Egfl6
Product: EGF like domain multiple 6
Cellular component (GO): membrane
Molecular function (GO): calcium ion binding
Source: RefSeq, a predicted model, not a curated record
GAGUAGAGUGUAGAGUCCUCGCGGGUCGUCCUGGAGGCGGGUCCCAGCCAGAUGUGCUGGCCGCCCCGCCCCGCCCUCGCUGGUGCACCGGGGCGCUUCACCCAACGGAGCUUCUCGCCAGGGCGCCCCCAGCCAUUCGCAGCUCCAAAGUUCCCCAGCUCUCCAGUCCGGCUGUCUCCUCGCGCCCUCUGCCACGGAGCCUGCCAGCUGUGUGCAAAACUGAGGUCCUGAUCAGCAGAGCAGAGAAGGGGCUGUGGCCUCUGUGUGUCCCAGGUCCUGAGGGGCACAGACAAGGAACAAGAUCCCCCCGACAAUAUGCAGCCGCCCUGGGGUCUGGCGCUCCUGCUGCUGCUCCCCUGGGGGGCAGGUGGAGUAGGGACCAGUCCAAGGGAUUAUGGGUUGCCAGCACUGGCACGCCAGCCUGGGGUCUGUCGCUAUGGAACUAAGAUGGCCUGCUGCUAUGGCUGGAAAAGAAACAGCAAGGGAGUAUGUGAAGCUGUGUGUGAGCCCAGAUGCAAAUUCGGGGAGUGUGUGGGACUGAAUAAAUGUAGAUGCUUUCCAGGGUACACCGGGAAGACCUGCAGUCAAGAUGUGAAUGAGUGCGCAGUCAAACCCCGGCCAUGCCAGCACAGGUGCGUGAACACGCACGGCAGCUACAAAUGCUUUUGCCUCAGUGGCCACAUGCUUCUACCCGACGCCACUUGUGCACACUCUAGGACAUGUGCCAGGACAAACUGCCAGUACAGCUGCGAAGAAACAGAGGAAGGGCCACGAUGUGUGUGUCCAUCCUCUGGCCUCCGCCUGGGCCCAAAUGGAAGAGUGUGCCUAGAUAUCGAUGAAUGCGCUUCCAGGAAAGCCGUCUGCCCUUCCAAUCGAAGAUGUGUGAACACGUUUGGAAGCUACUACUGCAAAUGUCACAUUGGUUUUGAAUUGAAAUAUGUCAGUCACCGGUAUGAUUGCGUAGAUAUAAAUGAGUGUGCUCUGAAUACCCGUGUGUGCAGCCUCCAUGCCAAUUGCCUCAAUACCCCAGGAUCCUUCAAGUGCAAAUGCAAGCAGGGAUAUAGGGGCAAUGGACUUCAGUGCUCUGUUAUUCCUGAAAAUUCCGUGAAGGAAAUCCUCAGAGGACCUGGGACCAUCAAAGAUCGAAUCAAGAAGUUACUGGCUCACAAGCACAACAUGAAGAAAAAGGUGAAGCUUAAAAAUGUCACUCCAAGACCCACCACUACACGCACCCCUAAGGUUAACUUGCCUUUCAGCUCUGAAGAGAGCAUUUCCAGGAGCGGGAAUUCUGAUGGAGAACAAAAAAGGAAGGAAGAGAGAAAGAGACAGGGACUUGAGGAAGAGAAAAGAGAUGAAGUCCUAAAGAAUGAGGUAGAAGAGGAGCAAAGCCUUCGAGGAGAUGUAUUUUCUAAGGUAAAUGAAGCAGAGGAGUUGGAUCUGGUUUACGUCCAAAGAAAAGAACUAAAUUCCAAACUGGAACACAAAGCAGACUUAAACAUCUCAGUUGACUGCAGCUUUGAUCACGGGGUCUGUGAUUGGAAACAGGAUAGAGAAGAUGAUUUCGACUGGAAUCCUGCUGGUCGAGACAAUGCUAUUGGUUACUAUAUGGCCGUCCAGGCACUGGCGGGGCACAAGAAGGACAUUGGCCGACUGAAACUUCUCCUCCCCAACUUGACACCCCAAAGCAACUUCUGCUUGCUCUUUGAUUACCGGCUGGCUGGAGACAAAGUAGGAAAACUUCGAGUGUUCGUGAAAAAUAGCAACAAUGCCCUGGCAUGGGAAGAGACGAAAAAUGAGGAUGAGAGAUGGAAGACAGGGAAAAUCCAGUUGUACCAAGGAAUUGAUACUACUACCAAAAGUGUCAUUUUUGAAGCAGAACGUGGCAAAGGCAAGACUGGAGAAAUUGCAGUGGAUGGUGUCUUACUGGUGGCAGGCUUGUGUCCAGAUGAUUUUUUAUCUGUCGAGGGCUAAAUCCCACUGCCCUUCUUUAUAACCUCUUUAUAUGUGGCUUUUUAUGCCAUUUUUUCUGGGGUUUCUUCUUAUAUAAUAUCAUAGGACUCUUCCAUUUAUAAGUAUAAGCUGAAAGUGUGUAAUGUUCCAACAGAAAUACCGUAAGAUUUCUUUCUUGUCUCAAACGUACUAAGACUUGCUUGGUAUGUCACACCACUGUGCCUUCUUUCUCCUGUGUUUCCGAAUUCUCCACAGUAUGUCAUAAAAUGUGGAAAUGCCACCUCAUCUCCCCCUACCUAGUAAAUCUGCUUUUCCUAUGUGAGCUUAUGGACUCUUCUAAAUUACAUUUCUAGAAUAACAGCAACAGGAAAAAAAUAGUACAGAUAAAUGGUUAGUUGUGGAGGCUGAAGAGAUGGCCUAGUGGUUAAGAACACAGGCUUUUCUGGCAGAGGAU